Parascedosporium putredinis is the source of this 354-nucleotide messenger RNA. Lineage: Eukaryota; Fungi; Ascomycota; Sordariomycetes; Microascales; Microascaceae. The record is from the annotation of a GenBank genome assembly.
AUGCCUUCCUCGUCGCCUCGUCCAGGAUCAGCCUCAUAUUACGGCAAACUUGGGCUUGAAAAUUCAAGUUACACCCCCGAAGCGUAUUACACUAACGAAGAAAUCAGCGUCGUUCACGAAAUUGUAGUUGCCGCCCAGGCGUGCCUCGAUAAUCGAUAUGAGGCGGAUCCAGUUCCCACUAGUGCUCUAUUUCAAGCUUAUGACGCCAUCCUACCCGUGCAUGGCAUCGAUCCAGAGGAUGAUCAACACAUUUCGAGGCUCCUUUUCCGGAUUGGAGGCGAACGUGGAGAAGGAACCCUUCUGGACAAGCUUGGGUCGGUUCUAUCUCGCCCAGACCCGGAUCCGCCCGAUUAG